CUGAGCACAGUAGAUAAGAUAAACGAAUUUCGGCAAAUGUUUGUUUAGUGGAACGUCUGCUUCCGGUUUUCGGUAUAAAACACAUCUGGAUUUAUUUAUUUCCCUUUACUUUUUUAAUUACUCAGAAAACUUUGGGACAAAGUGUAUUGUUGACACGUUUAUCAAUUAUUUUUGUUAAAAAAAAUCCUCUGAAUCCGGAUCAAUCUUCUCAAGACCGAAAUUGCGCCGUAGAGAUACCUGCGUUUGUUUUAUCUUUUUAUCACGGAAUUCCCAGACUCCACCACUUCGUACAAUUAAAGUCAUUCGAGUUUUAUUUUCCCAAGUGUUGUUUGCUGAUCCAGCCAACAACGACUUAUCAGAGUACAAACAACCGAAAACAGCAAAAUGGCACUCAAAUCCACCGAAAGUAUCCCAGUAUCUUCCUAAAACUCGUCGGAGGAAAAAUACUUGGUGCUGAUCAUCAGCGAAAAUGAAGAAAAUUUUACAGAUUCUUCUCCUGUUAGCCCUGCUUGCGGCUUUGGCAAACGCGACGUAUUAUCAUGCUUUUGAGGAACUUGGACGCAAAGACGAGGGUGACGUGAUCGUGCGUUACGAGCCGGAUCUGACCCAGGGAAGUAACCGAAAAACGCUCAAGUGGUGGCCCAACGGAAUCGUCAAGUACGAGAUCAGCGACAGCAUCUCUCCAGAAGACCAGCAGAUAAUUUUGAGCGCCAUGGACGCCAUCAUGGAGGUGAGUAAGGUGAAAUUCACCCCGAAAGUCGCAACGGAUCGGGACUACGUGGCCAUCAUCAAUACGGACGUGGGCUGCUGGGCUUCGCUGGGCUAUCACGGUGGCCGCCAGGAACUGAAUCUGGAUCCACGGGGUUGCAUGGAUAAGGGCGCGAUCCUGCACCAGCUGAUGCACACCCUCGGCUUCAUCCACCCGAGCAACCGGGCCGAUCGGAAUCUAUACGUCGACGUAGAUCUGUCCAACGUGAAUGCCUUCAACCACGGCCAGUUUCAGCCGGUCGAUCCGACCUUGUACAACGAUUUCGGGCUCACCUAUGACUACGAAAGUAUUCUGCAUCGGGGCGGCAAGGCGUUCACCAAUAAUGGCAAGGACACCAUCAAACCUUUGCAUGGUGAUUUUGAACUUGGACAAAGGGAUAAGCUCAGUUAUAAGGAUGUUAAGAUGUUGAACAAAAUGUAUCCUUAGAGCAAGGAGCAAAAAUGGUAACUAUUCUUCUUUGAUAACCAAUAAUAUUCUUAAAAUUUAUUUGCUUUAGAUAGAUUUUUUUAGAGUGCUUUUUGUGCUACCUACGAUCUAGGCAAAAUAUCAGAAUUUUUCUAUUAUGUGUUAAGCCAUGUUAUUCAAAUAAAAGUAAAGCAAUAAAAACUACUGAUCAUCUGUUCCA
Molecule: messenger RNA, 1394 nt
Organism: Uranotaenia lowii
Lineage: Eukaryota; Metazoa; Arthropoda; Insecta; Diptera; Culicidae
Product: zinc metalloproteinase nas-13-like
Exons: 4
Coding region: 470-1195 (241 amino acids)
Biological process (GO): proteolysis
Molecular function (GO): zinc ion binding; metalloendopeptidase activity
Source: RefSeq, a predicted model, not a curated record